Molecule: messenger RNA, 597 nt
Organism: Symbiodinium natans
Lineage: Eukaryota; Dinophyceae; Suessiales; Symbiodiniaceae
Source: the annotation of a GenBank genome assembly
AUGGCAGGUGAAAACGUGGUCCACAAUGAGUACAUCUUGCUUGUUGUGGUAGGCAUCAUCCUCUUUGGCCUGUGCACGGGCGUCUGCGCCUUCACGUGGAGGAAUCGACGCGACCUUUGGUUGCUGAUAGCGAUCCCGCUCAAGCUUGGCCCUGGACAUGACGACAUCGAGAAGGCCACCACGGCGGAUCGGAUCGUCUAUGAGCGAGCGGAGCAGAGGAGGCGCGAGAGGGAAGAGCGAGAGGAGGCUCUGCGAGAAGCUGCAGACCCGGGGCAAGGUUCCGACGACGAAGCCCCGGUGAUGCCCCACCAGUUGGAGGAGGGGCGCCGCAGCCGCACUGGCAGCAAAGGAAGCACCACCGCCGGCACCGACAGCAGGACCAGUCAGGCUGUUGGGAAGCACAGAGGUCGGAAGUCCAGCCGAGCCUCCGACCCUGGAAUUGCCCGCCGACACCUCCAUGAAGGAGACCUGGACUCUAGACCCAUUUCGCUCACGAUGCCUCCUGGCGGGCGGAAGAUGGGGCGCGUGUCUCCCCUGGAUGUAGGGGACGCCGAGGAUCCCCUGAGCCUGAGCGAUAGCACGCAGGUCGGGAGCUGA